CUUCUAGUCGUUGGUCCUCGUUUCAGUUUCAACUAUGAGAUGCUGACGAACCUUACCUCCGCGGGCUUCUCUGGCCACUGCAAGAACCUUGAGGUGGUGUCUCGGGCUACCAAGUUCAAAUUGGUUUCGAGGUGCCUUGAGAUUCUGGAGAUCCUCGAGGAUUUAGGAAAGCUGUUUGCGAGCGACGACGCCUGUAUUGUCCGUGCGAUGUCAGGUUGGGCCAGGGUGAGUUUCGCCCUCGUUCUUCUGGCAACGUACCGCAGCGCUCGGGGAGUGAUAGUUGCGUCUCCCAAGUGCAUCCCUGAGGAGUGGGAGCGCUUCCAG
This is a messenger RNA of Prorocentrum cordatum, 324 nucleotides long. NCBI's taxonomy places the organism in Eukaryota, Dinophyceae, Prorocentrales, Prorocentraceae. The record is from the annotation of a GenBank genome assembly.